AUGGCAGCCUCAACACAGAGCGCUCUAGAGGAGCUCGAGCGCAGUCGUGCGCAGCUGCAGCAAAAUGUCGAUAAGCUGCGCAAAGCACUCUCCCACUGGACGACCUGGGAGGCUGAGUAUGAGACGCUGAAAGAAGAGAUUCAAGAAGCCGGCGAUCCCUCGCCCUCACAGAUACGUGAGAUGGCACGCGACCUCGAACUUACUCUGCUGGACCAGAAGGAAGUUGAGGAGCUGCUCUGCAAGAACUCGCCAUCGGAACGCACUGCUAACCAAGUUAUUGACAUGAUCUCUAGACGCGUUGACUAUGUUCGGACGAGUAGUGCUACUAUCGAGAAGAAUCUUGACACCGCUGAGAAGAAGCUUGCUGGCGUCGACGUCCUGUUGGAGCCAGGCAUGGACAACGAAGAGGGCGAGCCGAUGAUGGACAUCGAAGAAGAACUGGAUGAUGAGGGCAACGAAGUCUCGAGCUCUGUCAACCAGACGGGCAAGGCCGCAGCUGAGCUUGUUGAGGUUCUGCGCAAAGCUGGCAUUCAAAAGGCUGAGCUGGAGAAGAAGAAUGCAGAAGAGAAGGCUCAAGACACACCGUCUCCAACUACACCAGCUUCACACACUGUCGCCUCACUGCUCUUCCCAGAGGGCACGCGUGCCAUCGACCUCGAACAGGACGAUGUAGACUUGUCCAAUGCUAUCAUCCCGAGCGAUGAGACGCCAGAGGAAGCUGAGCUGAGGAGGCAAAUGCUGCAAUAUGGCAUGUCAGAAAUCGGGCAGAUUGUCGCCGAACUUGAUCUGGACCAGCCUACUGCGUCAUACUCGGACGAAGAAGAUGACGACGAUUAUGGCGACUAUGACACCGAAGAUGAAGAAGAGGAAGACGAGUACGGUCGCAGCACUAAGCCAGUCAUCACCGAAGACUAUCGAAAGCAGAUGAUGGAGCUCGAGAAGAAGUUGGGCGCUCGUAUGCUUGAGAACGUAGGGCCCGAGUCGGGACAGCACUCUCUUGAAGAGCACAUCGGAGACAUUCGCACGAUGCGUGUGAAGAGUGACGAUCAGUUCGACGAAUCUCUGGGCACCUCCUCGGCCACGCCAGCAACAGAUGAUACCAAAGAGCCAAAGAAGAAAGGAGUACGCUUUGCCGAUAACCUGGACAUCUCUGAGGCGCCGAAACCAGUACAGCAACCGGCUCGAGCUACCCAGGCAGUGGCAAAAUCAACCCCAACCAUGUCCGAUACCAUCGUUGAGCGGUCUGCAGUUCCUGCAACACCAGUUGAGCCUCCCAAACCUGCCAAAGUAUCCAAGUUCAAGAGUGCCCGUGCUGCAGCAAACACUGCCCCCCAGGUGCUGCCGACCCCUUCUGUACCAGAACCACCACCUGUACCAAGUGGCCCUGUUGGACGAACAAUAGCCAACACUAUAACCGAGCACGCUCCCUUGCCAUCAGAACCUCAGGCUCCUGAUGAGUUUGAUGCAGUUCUUCUGAACCGCGAGAUUCAAGCGGAGUACCACAAGGCGCGCAAUCGAUUCAUCCAGCGACAGGGUGGAUUCAAGGCUACCGAAGAGGACGAAGAGAGUCCGAUUGUCGAAGAACGAGAUGGCAAAACAAAGAAGGUGAGCCGUUUCAUGGCGGCCAGACUCAAGGCCGAGGGUAUGUAA
Molecule: messenger RNA, 1650 nt
Organism: Alternaria alternata
Lineage: Eukaryota; Fungi; Ascomycota; Dothideomycetes; Pleosporales; Pleosporaceae
Exons: 2
Coding region: 1-1650 (549 amino acids)
Biological process (GO): negative regulation of transcription by RNA polymerase II; negative regulation of phosphatase activity
Molecular function (GO): phosphatase inhibitor activity; chromatin binding; transcription corepressor activity
Source: RefSeq, a predicted model, not a curated record